This is a messenger RNA of Aphanomyces invadans, 1508 nucleotides long. RefSeq lists its product as hypothetical. The transcript has a single exon. The coding region runs from base 33 to 1478 and encodes 481 amino acids. Gene Ontology annotation, cellular component: cytosol; perinuclear region of cytoplasm; nucleus. The record is from RefSeq and is a predicted model, not a curated record. Gene Ontology annotation, molecular function: GTPase activator activity; small GTPase binding. Gene Ontology annotation, biological process: nucleocytoplasmic transport; activation of GTPase activity. NCBI's taxonomy places the organism in Eukaryota, Oomycota, Saprolegniomycetes, Saprolegniales, Verrucalvaceae.
AGCGUCGACAACUCACUGCAAGAAUCGCGACAAUGAAGAAGCAGCGCGUGACGACAGGACGUACCAGCGCAUCCCACGCCCUGCUGCCACCGGAUGCUGUUCAGCGUAUUGCCCUCUUCAUCCCAGACGCGUUGGACUUCUUCAACUACAUGGACGCUUUCCAGGGCACGUCGACUUCGCUUGGACACCUGCAACAACUGUGGACUGCUUCCUUUUACGCACGAUUCCACAUGCUGUGGCCGGAAUUGCAUCUCGACCACGUGAGCGCGCCGAAGGUAGCGAGUCUUGAGCCGGAUCGAUCGUAUUUUGAACGAAUACACGUCCACGCGGUCUUUGACUUGGACGUCCUGCGCAACUGCACGGCCUUGACGAGAGUGAUUUCGCUAUACACCUGCCCUUUAGCCAACGAAAUCGACGUGCCAUUGCAUGCAUGGUAUCGCCAACUAGCAGCGCUGCCAAUUGACCACAUCACGUGGCUGCAAGGACAACUGAUUGGUCGGCCCCAGUCCAUGAAUCCGCUCUUGAAAGUCCUGCCUUCAAUGGUCCAUCUCACAUCGCUCGACCUCAGCCACUCCUGCGUAUCGUCGCUGGACGAUCUUUUUGCUUACAUUCGCGACUCCAAACUGACCCAGCUGUGCCUUCAGGACGUCACAACGGUGGAUCCUGCAACCUCUGAACCCGUACCAGGCUCGCUCUCUCGACAGAGUGUCAACUCCAUCACCCACUGGCUUGCAACGCAACCAGUGACAAGAUUUAGUCUAGGAAAUUGGACGAUGCCGACCACCCCGAAAGUUCUUUCACAAUUCUACCACGCACUGUGGACGUGCCCAUCACUGUGGGCAUUUUUCGCUCACAAAGAGCCCUUCCCCAGCCUCAGUUCCUUCGACUUUUCCGUCCCAUUCGCUCUGCAUCAACUCAGCCUUACGCAAUGCGACUUAACAAGCGAAGACGUGAGCCAUCUCGCACGCGGGCUCGCCGAAUCGACUGUCACUUGGCUGAACUUGUCCGACAAUCCUCGCAUUGGAAGCAGUGGCGUCCGUGCGCUGGCAACGACUGCCCUACGCACGUCUGCAGUGACCAUGCUCUGUUUGAACCACGUAACUAUGGGGUCACUUGGAUGCAGCCACUUGGCGCACGUCCUGGGGGACACACGAGUCACGGAACUGUGUGUGGAUUCCAACGGCAUUGGCGAUGGCGGUGCGCUGUUUCUCGGCUACGUGAUGCGAAUGUCACCGUCGCUGCGGUCGCUGUCCAUGCAACACAACGCGAUUUCGAUUUCCGGAGCGAUGGGCCUCCUGCAGUCGCUCUCAUCUCGGACGGUCACAUCCGCGUCGCCCCUUGUAAUCGACUUGGACGGCAACCCGAUCGACGACGUCGACCAAAACUCGCUCGACGUGAUGGCGUCCAAGCAAUUACCUCACGACGCUAUUUUUUCAUGCGUCUCUGACUUUGAAGGACCACACCAGUCUGUGUGGUAGAAAUAACACUUGAACUGACGAACACGCUAG